Molecule: messenger RNA, 1056 nt
Organism: Dipodomys ordii (Ord's kangaroo rat)
Lineage: Eukaryota; Metazoa; Chordata; Mammalia; Rodentia; Heteromyidae
Gene: Trmt61a
Product: tRNA methyltransferase 61A
Exons: 4
Coding region: 89-955 (288 amino acids)
Biological process (GO): tRNA methylation
Cellular component (GO): nucleus; tRNA (m1A) methyltransferase complex
Source: RefSeq, a predicted model, not a curated record
GUCAUCGGCGUGCGCCCGGAGCCGGAGUCGCUGAGCGCCGGGGAGCCGCGUGCGUGUCGGCGCGGCCGUCGCUGCGGUCUCUUGCACAAUGAGCUUUGUGGCUUAUGAGGAGCUGAUCAAGGAGGGUGACACUGCCAUCUUGUCGCUGGGCCACGGUUCAAUGGUGGCAGUGCGUGUGCAGCAAGGGGCACAGACUCAGACCCGACAUGGUGUCCUGAGACACUCUGUGGACCUCAUUGGCAGGCCCUUUGGCUCCAAGGUGAUCUGCAGCCGAGGAGGCUGGGUGUAUGUGCUGCACCCCACGCCUGAGCUCUGGACUGUGAAUCUCCCACACCGCACGCAGAUCCUUUACUCCACCGACAUUGCGCUGCUCACCAUGAUGCUGGAGCUGCGGCCCGGCUCCGUGGUCUGCGAGUCGGGUACUGGCAGCGGAUCUGUGUCCCACGCCAUCAUCCGCAGCAUCGCCCCCACCGGCCACCUGCACUCGGUGGAGUUCCACCAGCAGCGAGCGGACAAGGCCCGGGAGGAGUUCGAGGAGCACCGAGUGGCCCGCUGGGUGACAGUGCGCACUCAGGACGUGUGCCGGAGCGGCUUCGGCGUGAGCCACGUGGCUGACGCCGUCUUCCUGGACAUCCCGUCACCCUGGGAGGCGGUGGGCCAUGCCUGGGACGCCCUCAAGGUUGAAGGCGGACGCUUCUGCUCCUUCUCGCCGUGCAUUGAGCAGGUCCAGCGCACGUGCCAGGCCCUGGCGGCGCGCGGCUUUGCGGAGCUGAGCACGCUGGAGGUGCUCCCGCAGGUGUACCACGUGCGCACCGUCAGCCUGCCCCUGCCUGACCUGGGCCGCGCGGCUGCCCCUGCAGGCACCGACAGCAGCCCUUUCCGCAGCGGCACGCCCAUGAAGGAGGCGGUGGGCCACACCGGCUACCUGACCUUCGCCACCAAGACCCCGGGCUGACCCAUGUGCCCUGGACAUGCCGCCGCCAGAGGCUGCCUUACGUGGUCGGCAGAAGCCUGCAGAGAGACUUGCGUGGAAACAGACGGCGGGGGCGGGGGCCG